This is a messenger RNA of Seminavis robusta, 2403 nucleotides long. Lineage: Eukaryota; Bacillariophyta; Bacillariophyceae; Naviculales; Naviculaceae. The record is from the annotation of a GenBank genome assembly.
AUGAAGCUUCCCGCCUUUCUCUUGUUGGUGGUGGCACAGCUCAUUUGGACAGCGUCCUCGUCGCCGGACAGUUUGCUCGGCAAGAAAAGUAGUGGUGGUGGAAACAAAAAGGCGAAGGAGGCUAAAAAAGCACCCCAAGGGCUCCACAAAAAGGUAGUGCCCCCUGGAAAAACCGUCAAGCAGGUUACCGCUUCAAGCGAACUCAAGGUUGUUGGUGAUCUUACCUUCGGAGAACCCAUAGUGUUUCCUUCUCCCAUGUUUGAGGGUGAAGAAAUCACCUACAGGAUCCCUGCAGCCGAAGAAGACAUGGCUCUCACCUGUAUUCUCUCUGGCCCCGAAGAUUCCGGCGAUGCCGACCUUGCGACCCGCUAUGAAGACGAGACCGAAGAAGACUGUUCUUCAGUCGGUGUUGAUUCGAAUGAAGAGUGCUUUUCACUCAUCCCACAAGGACAAGCUAUUUUGGUGACUGUUAAUGCGUUUCUCGAAAGCUCUGAUGUGGUGCUUUUGUGCACUGCACGCCCUAUAGAAGAGCUGACAUUUGGAGAGGAUACCACCCUCACCUUUGACACGAGAGAGCUCAUUGGAUUUUCCUAUGCACCUCAAGGUCUUGAGAACGUACAAUGCACAACUACUGUUCCAGGUACUGGUGGUGUCGAAGGUGACCUUGACUUGACCAUGUUCAACCUAGAAGACCUUCGUAGUGGUGAAGUCCUUGGCCGGUGUCAAUCAUCCACAUCAGGCACAGAUGGAUCCGAUGAAUCAUGCAAGUUCGUUACUUUCCCCCCAGCCACUCUUCACAUUGCGAUUGUUCCCUACUCUGAUGAAAAUAAGACGGCAAUAGAAGGGGAUCUCAUACUGCGAUGUGAUUCGAGUCCUGUUGAAGACGUGGUUUUGGGGGUUCGUGCGCCCAACAUGACACUUGCAGAGGGAGAGACUGCUUCCUUCAAAAUUGAAGUGGAAGGACCCUCAAGGGCCUACUGUGUUGUAAGCGCCGCAGUGGACACUGAGGACAAAGACCUUGAUCUUCGAAUGUACAGCCUAUCGGACCUAGACAAUGUCUGCUCUUCAGCCGGUCUAGACUCUCUUGAAGAGUGCUACGUGAUUGUCAAUGAAACCUCAACCAUUAUUAUUGAGGCCUUUAAUUUUCUUGGUAGUGCUCUUGAUGAUUUCCGCCUAAGGUGCUGGGCUGGUCCUGUUGUGGAGCUCGAGCUCGGCGAACCCGUACCAUUGGUGAUGGAUGUAGGCGACAUGUACACAUUCUACUUAUCAAGUUUUGAGACACCAGCGGCAGUUGUCUGUGAGGUCACAAAACCAGAGGCAUUUGAAAAUGACGACUCUCUGGUCAUUGGGUUUGUGUUUGAUGAACUGAUGGACCAAAGGGGAACUCAAGCUCUUGCAACUGGACCCUUUCCUAUUGGCAUGUUCUAUAACGACUCUUUCUUCUUUGAGGUCUUUGCAGUAAGCGAUCCACCCCAGGAUGAUGUUUCUUUUACAUGCACAGCUACAACAGUGGCUACAACACCCCUGACGCUGGGCAUCCCUACACCCUUGGCAGUUGAAGACGGUGAUGUCUUCUUCUUUGAGUUUGAAGUACCUGACGGACCCAGUGAUGUUUUCUGUGAGACGGUUGUGAUUGAGGGGAAUGAGACUGAUGUUGACCUGGCCAUGACUCCAAUUGUGCUAAACUACACCAAAGUCCUCAGUCAGGCAGAUAUCUUCUCAAACAACACCCUCAUCUGGCCAUGGGCAUAUGCAGGCACAACAUUCCAAGUGGCCCUGCAGGAAUGGGACAGCUCCAAAGAUAUCGACCUGCUGUGUGACACAGUUCCUUUGGAUCAACUGGAGCUUGAUGUUCCUGUUACACUUUCUUCUGAAGACUUGACUGGACCCAGGAUGCCAUUCUUUCUUCUUGAUGCAUCCUUUGAAGCUGAUUUUGUGGGCGAAGGCAAGGUGUUCUAUUUGACGGAUGUGGCUGGCAUGGACUUGAACUGUUCCCUAGAGGCUGCUAGUAAUGUGGAAUUGGAUUUGGUGGUUUCUGAAGUUGCUGCCGAUGGAAGUCGCUCUAUAAGCUGUGGAUCCAGCUCUCUUUACAAUGUUGGUUGCCUUGCAUUUCUCAGCAAUACAACCGAGUAUGUUUUUGCUGAGAUUAUUGCCAGAAACAUCACUGGCCCUGAUAACGAAAUGACGCUGAGCUGCUCUGAGGCUGUCUUUUUUGAUUUUGAGUUUGGCACUGAUGCACCAGUCGACGCUGAUGCACCUGUUAGCUUUGAUGAAAGUAUGUUGCCAGGUGAAGAUAGCGAAGAUGGGUCAGCUGUCGAUGUGGAACGUACUGGAGCCUCUCCACCUGGAAGGAGAUUGGGCCAAAGCUUCUCCCUGGAUGACUUCCACAAAGAAGGCUAUUAG